CCCUAAAAUAACAACAAAUCUCAGAAAUCAAAAGAACAAAAUGCUGUCGCUUUGCUCUUGUAUGAGAUAGAAGUUGUAGUCGCAGUGAUCUGAACGCAGGCGGAGUUGGGCGCCGUAGGAAACAAGGCCGCCGUGAGAAAGCUAUCCAUCCAGGAGCUAGCAUAUUGAUAUCUUUCUAGCAUUAUGGGUGAGUUUACAAUUCAAAUUAGCAAUGACCUUGUUAAUAAGCUUGUUGAUGAUCCUGUGGUGAAGAAGAAACCCAGAAGGGUUAAACGUAAGGUGGCAAGAGAGAUUGAAAAGCCCCAACCUAAUGUAGCUGAAGAAGCUGAGAUUGCACCUGCUCCAGUGUGGCCAGUGCAGCCUGCUCUGUAUGUACCUGCAACAUUGCCUGCACACCCUUCCCAGUCCGAGUUAGAAGGCAUUCGAUCUGUGCUUCAGGAAAGUGAGAAGGUUUUGGAAAGAUUGCAGAAGCAAGAGAAGCAAAUGUUGCAAGAAGUAACCCAAAAGGCAAAGGACCUCCAUGAGAAAGAGUAUAAGGUUCCAGACCCAAAGCCUGAGCGUUGCACGGCUGAGAGGCUUGCUUCGUUAACAUGUUACAAGGAACAUAUCAAGGACCCUUUGAAGUGUGCUGGUUUUGUUAACAAUUUUGCAGAUUGCUUGCGUAGGCUUGGUCCUUUAGGUGGCAAAUAAGUUAUACUGAGAAGUCGUUUAUAAGGAAAUUCAUAUGAACGAAAUGCAAAUAAACCUGUAAACUACAUACUGACUAACAUUUUGUUGUUGCCCUUUUUUGUGUAACAUUUCGUUCUUUACAUUAAACUGUUUUCUAAGUUUAGUGCAAGUGACAUUGUCUGUUUGGGAUUUGGUGUUGUCCACCCACUUGCUAGUUAUUUUCUCCAUGCCAUGUUAUGAAGGAAAUUCAUUUAUGUUCCUCAAAUAGAGAUAUUACAAAAUACGUUCAUUUGCA
Messenger RNA from Medicago truncatula (barrel medic), 964 nucleotides. RefSeq lists its product as uncharacterized. Bases 184 to 690 code for a protein of 168 amino acids. The transcript has 2 exons. The record is from RefSeq and is a predicted model, not a curated record. NCBI's taxonomy places the organism in Eukaryota, Viridiplantae, Streptophyta, Magnoliopsida, Fabales, Fabaceae.